GUAAAAAAGACGUUUUUGGUGUGUGACAAAUCUGCGCUGUUUCUAUAUGAAACGCAUGCGCUCACGGCACGCGCAUUUUUCUUUUUGGGUAACCCAACAGCGACCAUUGUCCUCUUUCCUUCCACUUCCUAUCUUCCUCUUUUUAUUUUUUUUGUUCUCGGUGAGAUGACCACGCUAAACCGUAGACCUGUCAAGGUCGUUACGGAUAGUGAAGACGAUCAGUCGGAUAUUCGGCAGCGCAGCGACUUCCACAUUACAAGCCGAAGAAUCUCUACGGUUGCUGAAGAAAAGCAAGAAGACAAAAAGAAAAAGCUUAGCUACCAAGGCUUCAAACAUACGAUACCCAUUCACACUCUUACCAAAGCCUCAGUACUCUCCAAGGAAGCACCACCCGAGAAUUACAGUGGUUUUAUCCGACUUGGAAUGCUUGUUCUUGGAGCAAGCAACAUUCGACUGAUCAUUGAAAACUGGAUGAAGUAUGGUCUUCUCAUUCGCCUACCGCACAGCUACAUUCCGUACCAGGACUAUGGUCUGUUUCUUCUUUCAUGGCUGAGCGUGCCCUUAUGUCUGGCGAUAACGCUGGGUGUCGAAACUGGAAUGGCCAAGCUGGCUGCGAAGGCUCGGAACGCGAAGCCUGAUUUCCGGAACAAGGUGGCAAUCCUGGAACGUGUGGCAUCAGCAGCUCAUGUUACCCACCUGACUUUUCUCAUCUCAUACCCUUCAUACAUUGUUUACACCAAGAUUUACCAUCCAUUGGUGGGAUCUGCGGUGGUCAUCAUAUCACUUAUCACAUUCCUCAAGCUUAUCUCAUACGUCCUUGUCAACCGGGAGUUACGGCAACUCUAUGUCAGUGGUCAAACGGACGAUUACCAUGACGAAAAUGCACGGUAUCCCAACAACAUCCACCUUGGCAACCUCAUGUACUUCUUCUUCGCGCCCACCCUCUGCUACCAGCCCGCCUAUCCUCGGUCAUUAAGGUUCCGAACGACGUUUUUCUUGAAGCGUGUUGGCGAAUUGGUGGUGUGUCUUGUCAUGAUGUACGUGUUGAUGGAGCAGUACGCCAAGCCGACUCUGGCCAACUCGCUCCAAGCGCUCGAGGACAAAAACUAUGUGGUGAUUGUCGAACGCGUUUUAAAGCUAUCCACGACAGCUGUGGUGAUCUGGCUCCUUAUGUUUUACGCAUUGUUUCACGCGUUUCUGAACGCCCUUAGCGAAGUGCUCCGCUUCGGCGACAGAACGUUUUAUCUUGCCUGGUGGAACUCGGGCAAUCUGGCAACAUACUGGCGUUUAUGGAAUCGUCCUGUGUAUCUUUUCUUUAAGCGUCAUGUAUACAUCCCUAGCGUCCAACGGGGCAUGUCACCAGCUAUUUGUCAAUUACUGGUGUUCCUUGCAUCGGCGGUCCUCCACGAGGUGAUGGUGGGUAUCCCCACCCAUGCGAUUACAGGGUUUGCUUUCUGGGGAAUGUUUGGACAGAUUCCACUUAUCGCACUCACGAGGGCUUUGGAAAAGUGGCGUGGAAAGGAUAGCGCUCUGGGCAACACAAUUUUCUGGAUCACCUUUUGUGUCGUCGGCCAGCCCACAAUCGCAUUGCUGUACUAUUACCAGUGGGCGGCAGCUCACAAGGGCAUGACCCCGCCAUGAUGAAUGACUGGUUUCGUUCUGUUAAAGCAUUAAUUAUGGUAUCAUUAAAAGAAAUAAAAAGCACGCAUUGUACUGUA
This is a messenger RNA of Zychaea mexicana, 1718 nucleotides long. RefSeq names its product putative diacylglycerol O-acyltransferase. The record is from RefSeq and is a predicted model, not a curated record. Gene Ontology annotation, cellular component: endoplasmic reticulum membrane. The transcript is spliced from 4 exons. Gene Ontology annotation, molecular function: diacylglycerol O-acyltransferase activity. Bases 166 to 1641 code for a protein of 491 amino acids. Gene Ontology annotation, biological process: triglyceride biosynthetic process. NCBI's taxonomy places the organism in Eukaryota, Fungi, Mucoromycota, Mucoromycetes, Mucorales, Lichtheimiaceae.